Molecule: messenger RNA, 2889 nt
Organism: Salvelinus fontinalis (brook trout)
Lineage: Eukaryota; Metazoa; Chordata; Actinopteri; Salmoniformes; Salmonidae
Gene: glsl
Product: glutaminase like
Exons: 21
Coding region: 786-2762 (658 amino acids)
Biological process (GO): L-glutamine catabolic process
Molecular function (GO): protein binding; glutaminase activity
Source: RefSeq, a predicted model, not a curated record
AAUUACACGAAACUAACUAAAUGGUUUCUUGUUUUUUGUAAAGACAGUCAGAAUAUUAAUUACACAAUUAUCCUACAUAACAUAUGCUUACUUGUUAUGUUUAGUGUACUUCAACAUGUUCUGUAUCACUUAAAGGGAAGAACUGAAAGGGGACCCACUGAGAAAGUGGGUGGGAUAUCUUAAUUCAGAAGGAAUAAACAGAGUUUGAACAUGCUAAAACACCUUGAAAUUUAAGGGUUGUGUAGCUACAUAAUAACUUAAUUCAUAAGCCACAACACAUUCAUGAGCAGUACACAACACAAGCAUUUAUGAAAUAGGCUACCUAUAAACUGCUGCAGUAUAAUAACAUACUGUGAUAUAACUUUAACGGAAACUUGCAGGUUCUGAAGUAAGCAUUUUGUAAAUGCAGUCCUUAUGUGCCCCUUAAAUUUCAAGGUGUUUCAGCAUGUUCAAACUCUAUAAUGUUAACCCAUCCCACCCCCCCAAAAACCUAUGAUUGCCUUUCCUUGCAGUUGAGUGGUUCAUAAUUCCUUCUGAAUGAAGAUAUCCCACCCACUUUCCCAGUGGGUCCCCUUUCAGUUCUUCCCAUUCAUUCAGAAACUUCAGAGCAAGCCGCAUAACACACAGAACGCACACUCGCACACAGAGCUGGAGCAGGAGCAGGGAGACUCUCAAAUGUGUUUUAUCCCUACAUGAGCUACCCUGUUGCAUUCGUCUCAGAAGUUGACAAAAGACAUUGACAAAAUAAUUGUGGACCAAGUAUCCAGUGAAAGUCUCAUCCCUCAAUGGAAAAAACUCCAAGCCAAGACACAGAGGAUAAUCCUUAUCUAUGUUUCCAAAGAACCCCUUCCCUAAGACGCAAAUGGAGGAAACGGUAUGGAGGUUUGGACGGCAACAAAUUACUGGAGCCAAAUAAGGAGGAGGACAUGAGAGAAAAUGACGUGAUGACAGAGGCCCAUGAAGAGAGGAAUCCUUUGCCAGUGAAAGGGGCUGAGAGCCAGGAUACAGCUUCAUCAGGGAAUGUUCCAUGUCCCAUGCCAAGAAAUUCCUUUCAGUGCCAGUCUCGGAGACCUGUCAACUUAGUGAGCCCUGGAUCAACAGGCCUGGCAUCAUUAGUUAGUAAUGGAGCUCUGAGGCCCCCUCUGCCCCAGGCAGAGCAGGAGAGGCCUGUCACCACAUCUCCCCAGCCCUGGCUCAGUGUGGGCAGGACAGAGACCACGCAGGGACACUCAAAGAGGAGGGCGGCUGCUGAUGUUCUCUUUGACAGCUUUGCCUCUGAUGAGAGAGUCGGCAUGAACCAGUUUUUUGAGACAGUGUGGAGCUCAGGCCUACACAGAUCCGACCCCAGAAUCAAGGACUGCUACUUCCAUAUGAGGAAACUGCAGGAUGAGGAUGGAACAGUAGACAGGAACACCUUUCAGAGGUGUGUUACAGGCUUUGUGUCCCUCAUUCUGAAAGCUCUACAGGGAAGGUUUGUCAUCCCCGACUUUGCCACCUUCACCGACGAAACUCAAAAGUUGUUCAUGAAAUGUAAACAGCUGUCUUCAGUCAAGGAGAAGGAUAGUAGAGACAGUGCAAAAUGGGGAGUCUCAGUCUGUACGGUUGAUGGUCAGAGGCUGUCUUUAGGCGACUGGGCCGAAUCCUGUGUUCUGGGGGAAGUAUCCUGGCCUCUGGUUUAUGGCAUUGCAAUAGACCAGCUCGGAGUGGACAACGUACACAGAUAUGUGGGCAUGGAAGAGUUCUCAAAAUAUGACUCUCCUUUCACCCUCACCAAACAAGGAGUUCCUCACAGUCCGCUCAUUGAGACAGGCGCCAUUAUUACCACAUCUUUGUUACAGUUGGCUGCUAGUCUUGGUGCAGAGGAGGAGGAAAAGUAUGAAUCUGUCUUGAAUGCUGUCAAAAGACUUUGCAAUAAGGAACAUGCAAACUUAAACUGCACAAGUUACCAGAGCUUGAGAAAGGACAGCAUCAGACUUCAUGCCUUAUCUUUUUACCUUCAAGAAAAGAAAUGCUUUCCGGAGACCGUUGACAUAAAUGCCACGUUGGAUUUAAUGCUGCAGUGUGCCUCCACAGAAGUCACGUGCGAAUCAGGGGCAGCCAUGGCAGCCUCGUUAGCCAAUGGGGGGCUCUGCCCUCUGUCAGGUGACCAGGUGCUGUCGCCCUCGGCUACAAAGAGUAUGCUCUCCAUGAUGCAAGUGGCGGGAAUGAACGACUACUCCAGAAUAUUCCAUUUUAAGACGUCUGCACCAGCCAAGUCCAGUAAAUCAGGAGUUAUGCUGGCAGUUGUCCCAGGAGUUCUAGGCCUGCUGUGCUGGUCACCUGACCUAGAUUCCUUUGGAAACUGCUGGAAGGCUGUACACUUCUGUGAGGAACUCAUAUCAACAUUCCAGCUACACAGUUUUGACAUUCGAACACCAUUCAGACAGGUGCUUACAUACAGGCAAUGGAAAGCAGAGUCUGAGGGUUAUCAGAUCAUGAACAUCUUACUGGCUGCCUUCAAAGGUGACAUACAAUCCUUGCGAAGGUACUUCCUGUCUGGGGCUGACGUGAAUGCCGUGGACUACGACGGGAGGUCCGCUCUACAUGUGGCUGCCUCCGAGGGUCACUCUGAGGUCAUCCGGUUCCUGGUGGAGAACACAGGCACCAACUACUCCCUCAAGGACAGAUGGGGUAACACACCCAUGCAGGAGGCUAUGAGACACAGCCAUGGACCUGCAGCCCAACUACUCAAGAAAUAUGAAGAGCAGCCAGUGACUCCGUGAGCAGUAAAGGCACAUACAGGAUCAACAGUUGGCGCUAAACAGAAGUUUGUCUCUCAAUUAUUUUCCAAUACAUGUGGAAAUGUGUUGUAAUUCCUAUACGUUAAUAAACUUUCUGUGAUGUAAAACA